AUGGAUUGCUACAAUCGUGCGAAUGCUACGAAUCAUCCAGAUAUGGCCUCUUGGUAUCAUGGUGUUGCUCGUAUUUACUGUGCUUGGAAGCAAUACUCAGAUGCAUUGAGUUAUUAUCAAAGCUCAUUGAAUAUUCAACAACAGCACUUAUCUUCUAAUCAUCCAGAUAAAGCUUUAAAUCAUGUUGGCAUAGGUGAUGUUCAUCGGAUUGUUGGCCAGUAUCAGCUUGCCAUGGUCCAUUACAGAAAAUCGCUCGAUAUUAGAAUGAAAUCAUUACCUUCUCAACAUCAAGAUAUUGGUUCAAGUAAUAAAAAAAUUGGUCUGUUAUAUGAGACGAUAAAUAAUUUGAACGAAGCGCUAGAAUAUUAUAACAAAGCAGCCACUAUCUAUCGUCAGUCUUUACCGUCUCAACAUUCAAAUGUAAUCGAAAUUGGAAAAGACAUUGAACGUGUCAUGUUAAAAUUGAAAUAA
Rotaria sp. Silwood2 is the source of this 471-nucleotide messenger RNA. NCBI's taxonomy places the organism in Eukaryota, Metazoa, Rotifera, Eurotatoria, Philodinida, Philodinidae. The record is from the annotation of a GenBank genome assembly.